AUGGGGGUUCCUCAGCAAGCCAAAAAGCAGUCACCUGGAAGAACCAGCACUGGUCGCUUGGUGCCUCAUACGCCUCGACACUCACGCUCAGGGCAGACGCGACAUACUCCACGUGCCGCUCAGCCUCGGACGGUGACGCCCCGAAAGCAGGUCGCACACACCUCGCAGGGACACACACACGGACAUGCGCACUUGCACUCGCACUCGCACCGCUCGCCGUCUGCUCAAGGUGGUCCGAAUCGGCCCGGGAACGGACACACACACAUGCACAGUUACACACACCUGUCGGCUCACGCUGACCAAGGUGGCUGUAACCUCUUCUGCUACCUGUGUUACUGUGCCUACUGCCUUGGCCUGAUGGUCCUUUCAUUCUGUCUUCUCCUCUUCCUCUCUCCUCCUUCACCUCGCUCUCACCCUCACCCUCCAUCUCCUCAACCUCCUUCCACCUCCCCUUACCCUGACGAGUUCAUUUCUAUGCCUUUGUCCUCCUUAUCAUCUCUUGCUGUUCCUUUCUGCCCCCAUCCGGCUCUCAACUUCUCCUCCAACCUCUCUACCUUCUUUCCUUUCACCCGUUUUCUCUCCUCCACUGGCUCCAACGAUUUUCUGUUCAAUCUCACCUCUCCUCUCCCUCCAUGCCCCUCCACUCAAUCCCAAACUUCACGCGGUUCCUCCACUUCAUCCCCCGACUCCCAACAUGGCUCUUCAUCCUCCUCUUCUUCAUCCCGCCCGUUUAUGCUGGUCCCUCCCUCUCUGCUGCUCCUGCCCCGCCCAUCGCUGUGUCGCUCUCGCUCGUCCUCUUCUCGCUCACUCCCCUCCCUUCUGCUUUGCCCACCCAGUUUCACAGACCCUGCCCUCUCAUCUCUGGAGCACAUCCCUGUGCCGGGCGCCACACCCCGCCCCAGGACUCUGCUGAGGCAGCAAAGCCUCCAGCAGCCACUCAUCCAAUCUCCAGCCUCAGGCCUUGGUGCCCGUUCAGCCAUCUCACAGAGCUUGGGUCAACUCCAUCCUCAACCUGGAGGAGGGGGUGGAGGGGAAGGGCCGGGUGGAGGGGGAGAAGCGAGAUCUACGGCUCAGCGUGGAGGAACAGGAACUCGAGGUACUAGAGGCAGCACAGCAGGGGGCGGAGCUUCUCGCUAUAGGUCAGGAGGCACAGGGAGCCGGGUCUUGAGGGGGAACCCGGGCAGCUGGGACUUCAUGAUGAGCCAGAUCAAGAACCGUGGCCUGGAUGUCAAGUCUUUCCUGGAAGGGAAGAUGGUGGUUCUCUCUCUGGCGAUUGGACUGGCUGAGCAGGAUGAUUUUGCCAGUCUACCUGACCUACAGGAGGUACCACCCAGUCAAGAAACCCCUGCUGACAAGAGUAGGACUAUGGGUAAUAAGCCUGCAAACAGUCCUAAGGGUCAGCCUCCGGAUGCGGAUGGACACUCGUCUGUCUCCGACCUCGCUAACUCACUCACUGGAGACAUGGUGAUGUUGUCUCCUGGCUCAGAUGAGGAUCAUGAAGGUCCGAUCAGUGAGAAGCUGGGGAGGAUUCAGUUCAGUGUUGGCUACAGCUUCCAGGACUCCACUCUCACGGUGAAGAUCCUAAAAGGUCAAGACCUCCCUGCUAAAGAUUUCUCUGGCACCUCUGACCCCUUCGUGAAACUCUACCUUCUGCCUGACAAAAAGCACAAACUGGAGACCAAAGUGAAGAGGAAGAACCUCAAUCCUCACUGGAACGAGACUUUCCUGUUCGAAGGGUUCCCGUACGAGAAGGUGCGAGAGCGCACGCUCUACAUGCAGGUGCUGGAUUAUGACCGCUUCAGCAGGAACGACCCUAUAGGAGAGGUGUCUAUACCACUAAACAAGGUGGAGCUGGGCCAACACCAGACUUUCUGGAAGGACCUAAAACCGUGCAGCGAUGGCAGUGGGAGUCGAGGAGAUCUUCUUGUGUCUCUGUGUUAUAAUCCUACCGCUAACACCAUCACUGUCAACAUUAUAAAAGCACGCAACCUUAAAGCCAUGGACAUUGGAGGCACAUCAGAUCCGUACGUGAAGGUGUGGCUCAUGCACAAAGACAAGCGUGUGGAGAAGAAAAAGACAAUUACUAUUAAGCGCUGCUUGAAUCCCGUCUUUAACGAGUCCUUCCCCUUUGACGUUCCUGCACACGUUCUCCGAGAAACCACCAUCAUCAUCACUGUCAUGGACAAGGACCGGCUGAGCCGUAACGAUGUCAUCGGCAAGAUCUAUCUGUCGUGGAAGAGUGGUCCAGCAGAGGUGAAGCACUGGAAAGACAUGCUGAGCAGGCCGCGCACCAACGUGGCACAGUGGCACGCCCUCAAAGCCUGAUCACCCGUACAUGGUCCCGCCCUGACCCCAUAACCUAUAACCUUUGACCCUUGAGCCCAUGCCCCUUCCUUAUGCACAAGACUGACUCGAUGCCUGGCUGCAAAACACGGGGGAGGUAACUCAAGAUGGGUGUAGCAAUACAUGGAGGCUGGACCAGGCAGUACUUCACUGACAAAUGAGUGAUCAUUCUCUCUGUCUCUCUCUCUCUCUCUCUCUCUCUCUCUCUCUCUCUCUCUCUCUCUCUCACUCACACACUGUGUCUCUCUAAUCUGCAGUAAGACAGUCCUGAUUUCUAUCCAUUCAGUCCAUCACUUACAUUAGGGCCUUCAACACAUGGAUGUCACCUGUAGGUGCAUGUACUAAACAUGGUAAAGGCUUAAAUGUGUUCCAUCUUAUUUGGCUUGAGAGAGUGUGUGUGUUAGGUCGAAAUCACAGCCUACCAUUACCAUUAAAUUAUAUUUAUUAUUGAUUUUCUUUUAUAGUUAUUAGCUUCUUUGACUGGUCACCUGAAGGCUUAAUCCAAAUCACACUCAAAAACCUGAGUUACUUCGACUUAACCCUUUACUGCGUGAUGUUGCCAUAUGGCAACAGUUAAUUUAUCUCUAAUUUUUUGAUGGGCAAUAAUACAAAACUAAUAUUUUCCUAUGUAUCUGGAAAAAGGGGGCUUUAACUUUGACAUGACAUAAAAAAAGCCGUGUCAGGUGACCAGGAAGAACUGUUUGUACUUCCUUUUCUGCAAUCACACGGCAUGGUGGAAGUUAUCAUCAGAGGGCUCUCAGAAAUUUGAUUAAUAUUUCAAUAUGUAGGCUAAACCACUUGAAGGAAAAAAUUGAAACACUCUGAGGAGUUAACAUUUACAUUUUUUUUUUUGUCAUUUAAACAAGUUUAUAUAUUUUGAGUAUUCUGUUAAGUGAUGAAAUGUAAUUGUUGCCAUUUGGCAACAACAUGCGAUAAUGGAACUGUGGUGUGUGCAUUCAUGAACUGAAACAGGCCUACAUAGUAUAAAUAAAAAAUACACUAGGCUUCUCUAAUAGUAUAUGUACAGUUUUUCAAAUUCAAAAUAAGAGAAACUGCUGUAAUAAACUCUAAUUGCACCUUAUUUUCUAAAUUUAAGAGAAAGAACCAUGCAUUCUUUAAAAAGAUAUUAAAAAGAUACUGCACCCAAAUCAUGUUUGGAUCGAAUUUUUCUAUGUGUUUUGAGUGACUAAAUCCCUUCACAUACUUUUUACAACUGUAAUUGUACUGUUACGUGCGUCGCAGUAAUUGGAAUUGUAAUCUCACACAUUUUGUGCUAUUUUUGACUACAUGAUACUUUCCACCGUUGCAGUGGUAAUUUACCAAUUUCAGUAAAUUCAUCGUAAUUUUAUUCAUAUAGCUUGCUUUACACCGUCACAAUAUAACGGUGUCAUUGUCACAGCGCAGCUUUCCAGAAAUCUGCAUAUAUAUGGAGAUAUAUAUAUAAUCAUUUAUUUUGUUUUCAAAUUUCAUUGAUAUUCUGAUUGAGCAAAGCAGUGGGAUGUAGCUAAAUUUACAAACAUGCUUAUUAAACAACUAUAUCGAAAAGCUAUUAGUAAUAAAUAAGAGUAGCGGUGAACACGAUCAUAUUUGAAUUCACUUAUGAAUGAUCAGCAAUAAGAAAAAUGUAAAUGAUAUGGCAGAAAAUCAAAGUUUUAAGUAAGAUUAUGUAAAUAUACAUUUAUAACUGAUAUCAGGGCCUUGCGUAAAUGCCGGAUUCAUGUGUGUGCUUGAUCUGGAACUGUGAAGACCUGAGUAGGCUCAGUUACAGCUUGGGAAAGUGGAUCAAGAGCACUGCUACAAAACCCAGCCUAAGGAAUGACAGGGGAAAAAAACAACAAUGUCAGUAGAGUUAAAGCUCUCAUUCUUUCUCCUCAGUCUUUAGAGCUAUUUUGAUAUCGCAGACUAGUCGGAGGGUAAGAAUCACCUCGGUCAAUUUUAAGCGUUGGCAGGAAUAAAAAUCUAGACUUAAGAGCUCAGCAGACUGGAAUAGAUUGUUAAAUGUAAUCAACCCUGUUUCUACUCAAGGGAGGGUAAAAAGACAGCUAAAACUAGCAACUGUGCAAAAAUCAAUAGGAAUGAAGAGAUUAUUUAUUUAUUUAUUUAUUUUGGAUGGGGUUGAAAAUUUGGUAUAUAUUGUAAAUAUAGUAAUGGGGAAGUUAUAUCACACACUGGCCUGGAAAAUAUUGAACUCCUUAUUUAAUCUCCCAGGUCUCGUUGGUGGGUCCCGACUCCCACUUCCUCCACUCUCCUUCUUAAUUUCACGAAUAGUCGCUGAGUGAUUUAUUGCGGUUAUUGAAUAACGUGCCUUAAGAUCAUUUGAAGAUGACUGAACUGAAUAUUUAGUUAUUUUUGAAAGCUAGGUCUUUAGGACUACAGACACCGAGAAGAACGAGAUCUAGGACCACAAGGACCACAAAUUCGUGGAGCGUGUUGGGUUAUUUUCAUAAAUAAUCAAUUCAAGGGAUGUGUUCGUGUGAAGGGGGGGUAUGGAUGUGAUGUGAUGCUUUUGUGCGUGGAUGGUUUUGAUGUGUUUGUGACUCUGCGUCCACGUAGGGUUGUUGGUAAGUCAGGACAGCGCUUGUGAGAUCAUGCUGCUUUCCGAUCAUUCAGUGUUCUCGGGGUAAGAAAGCUGAGCUCUAAUCAAUCCACCAUUACGCCCAUUCACACUUAAUGGCGAUCCAUAUCUAUGGAGCGCUUCUCGUUGAGUGCUUGCUUUUGUGGCUUAAUGUGGCCUCCAUCCUUUGCUGCUUUGGUUCAUGAACAAUUAGCGAACGAAUAAAAGCUUCACUUCUUAUAAGCAUUGUUCCUCGUUCCACAUUAGUGAUAAUAAAAGGAUUUAAAAGCAAAGAUCUUUUCUUCUGUCUAGGACUUUAGAGAGAGAGUGAGAGACAGGGGGUUGUACGAGCUGUGUGCAUUCUGUAUAUUUCACAACACCUUAUAUCUUACUGUGUAUUGUUGUUUUCUCUUCUCUUUGAUUCAGUGAACGGUUUAAAUGUGUAAAUACUGCCCAGGUCUGCUUGUGGGUUUCUGCGCUAGAGCUAAUUAAACACUGCCACUUACAUAGUGUGCUCAUUAAACACUGCCUGUGUACCAAUAUGCGUGACCUCAUUAAAAUGCUGCCUGUAUUGAGCUGAUGUCUACUCAAGAUGUUUCCUAAAAAUUGUUACUGCCAAACCUUCUGCAGAUGUCGGUACUUGACUGGAACAGAGACUUGUAUAGCGUUCACCGAGUUGUGUGUGUGUGUGAGAAUGGGACGGUUGUGACAGUAGGAGUCUAAAAGGUGUCAAAAUGCUUUACACUCUCUAUGUGAGGCUUGUGGAUCGACGGUGGGGUGGCAAUCCGAGCUUAAUAUAGUACACACCCUCACAAACACCAUUAUUAUAUUUCAAAAAAGGUGCAUUCUCAUUCCUGUGCCACUGACUUAUUUGAUUCUAGUGUUGUAAAUUUGGCGUGCAGGCAGGACACAAUGAGAGCCCGAGAUGAACAGAACAGACGAGACGAGACGAGAGAAGUGAGACAGACACCGUCUGAGUUGUGAGGCAGUUUCUCUACGUUUCACUCGAUUGCAUCACGCAGAGCAUUUGUGUUGCUGCUGCUUCAGUAUGGAGCAUGUUAAAACUUUGUCCAAAAGUCUAAAGCCUGCUAUUAUUUUAGACAACGUCUUUGAUUUGUUACACCUUUAUUUAACAGAAUAGUUAUUCAGGCGAACAUAAACAUUAAGAGGGAUCACACUUCUCAGCCUCCCUGGUAAAGCCUAUGUCAGAGUGUUGGAAAUGAAACUUGGUCCCGUAGUUGGACAUCGGCUUCAGGAGGAACAAUGUGGUUUCCGUCCGGGCCGUGGAACAAUGGACUUGCUCUUUGUCCUGUCAGAGAUAUUUGAGGAGUUGGACUCUGCCAAGGGUGUCUUCUCCUCACUCCUGUUUGUGAUUUUCCUGGACAGGAUAUCAAGGCACAGCUGAGUUAGAGAGAGUAUGCAGUUUGGGGGUUUGGAGGUGGCAUCACUGCUGUAUGCAGGUGAUGUUGUGCUUCUUGCCCCAUCCGACUGUGAUCUCCAACACACACUCGGGCAUUUCACUGCGGAGUUUGAAGCGGCUGGGAUGAGAAUCAGUACCUCCAAGUCUGUGUCUAUGGUUCUCUCUCGGAAAAGAGGUUAGAGGGGGAGCAGCUGCCUUUAGUGAAGGAGUUUACGUAUCUCGGGGUGUUGUUCACGAGUGAUGGAAAAGGGGAGCGUGAGAUUGACAGGAGGAUCGCUGCAGUAUCACGGACACCGUGUCAGUCCGUGGUGGUGAAGCGGGAGCUGUACCCUCAGACAAGGCUCACAGUUUACACGUCAGUCUACCUCCCCAUCCUCACCUAUGGUCAUGAACGUUGGGUAAUGACUGAAAGGACAAGAUCGCGAGUGCAAGUGACGGAAAUGAGGCUUCUCCGCAGGGUUGCUGGACUCACCCUUAGGGAUAGGGUGAGGAGUUCAGUAAUCCAGGAAAACCUCGGAGUAGAGUCGCUGCUUCUCUGGAUCAAGAGGAGCCAAUUGUGCUGUUUUGAGCAUUAGGUAAGGAUGCCACCCGAGAGGCUGCCUGUACAGCACUACCGGGCAUGCCUAACUGGGCGGAGACCCUGAGGCCGAAUCAAGACAAAUGGAGGGAUCAUAUCUCCCGGCUGGAUUGGGAACGCCUGGGAAUCCCCCAGGAGGAGCUGGAAUCUGUCGCUGGGGAAAGGGAAGUCUGGUCUGCCCUGCUUAGUAUGUUGCCACCGCGACCCUCACCAGGACAAGCCGUGUAGAAAAUAGAUGGAUGGAUGGAUAAACAUUAAUAUAAUAAUAAAAAACAAACAAUAUUCUGUCUUCUAGAAAAGUUGCUAUUUUUGUGAGAUGGACACCGGUUAAAGGACACCGGUUUGGCUCCCAGUUAUUCCGCUUAUUCCAGUCCAGCCAGUCAGCAUACCUGAUGAUUAUUGAAUAGCAAAAUCACAUGUGCUAUUGGUGGAAUUACAUAUUAGAUGUUCAUUACAAAUACUGAAAUAGCUCAAGGAGAUGUUUAAAUUGACACAUUGUCAUGUUUUCCCUGCUCUAACACACCUGAACCAUCUAAUUAACAUGGAUGUGUUGGAGCACUGAAAGCACUGAAAUGUGCAGGGCAGCGGCUUCUCCGGGACCAGGCUUGGGUACCUGUGAUGUCUGAGAUCUGAUGAAACUCAAUGAAUUCUGAGGUUAAAACUGCUGCAAACGUGUUGUUAAAGAUAUACGGGUCUAAUCUGAUCCAACCAGUUGUAACUCACUCUGUAUUUAAUCAUUCAUUUAGCUACAUCCGUUACAUGAGUGUAAUAUUUCUGCAUAUUACAGGAGUAACGAUAUUCUGAGUCCUGAAAACUGACCGCAAAGCAGUGGGAGGUAGCUAAAAGUACAGCUAAAAGAGUUUUGAAUAUUUUAAUACACGAUUGUACUAAUAUUGUGUUAUCAGCAAUAACAAAGUUGUAAAUGUAAAUUUGACAUCACAAUUAAGAGAAAAUGGGGAAAAUACAUUGACAUCAAAAUCAUUCAUGUAUAAAGGCAACAUAAUGUUAGCUAAAGCUAAUUAACCUCGGCUGUUGAAGUUUGCACCAUGAUGCGUGGCGCCAGACAAAUGACAAGUCGAUGGUACUUAAUGAUAAAAUGAAUCCACAAACUAAUCUUACCUUAUUAAAACACUUCGCAUUUACUACCAAACCUUCAACGCAAACAUAACUGAGCUGUGUGUCAGAGAUGAGUUAAAGGGAAAACUGUGGAAAUGUCUACAACAGACUUGUACAGUACAUACAAACUGAGGUCAUGCAAAUACUUGAUUUAAAAAGUAUUAUUAUUAUUUAAAACAAAUAAGCAGUUGUUUCCUAGGUAAAUAGCUUUAAGUAAAUAGCUUUUUCCCCCUCAAGUGUGAUACACUGCAAAAAAAACUAUAUCUUAGUAAGUUUCUUGAAUAACGAAACGUUAUCUGGAGAUUAUUAUAUAAUAAAUAUAACAUCAUGAAGCCUAUUGCUGAAUAUAUUCGCUAAUUUCAAGCUUCUUAUUCUAUUUGCAGACAUUGCUCGUUUUUCUUCUUUCUAGGAAUACAAUUUUUAUCUAGAAAUACAUUUUUAUUUAUUUAUUUUUUUUUUUAGAAUUAUCUGCCAAUAGAAUAAGACCGUGACUACGUAUACAUGGACAAUAAUAAUCUAAUUAUUCUAAUUCUAAUUAAUCUAGUAAUGUAAUUAUUGACCUUAUUCUGAGUAAGAUAAUAAUGUGAUUAAGGCGUUUACAUGAGUCGCUUUUAGAAUACUCCUUUCAUGUUCCAGUUUUACAUGUUAUAGAAUAUAGAUCGAUUAACGUCACACGUCAUUACGUCCCCGCGCCACGCCGUCCGACGUUCCCUCCAGAAUUUCACGUAUCAACAUAUAGUUGGUCUUCGUUAUGGGACCGUAUACAGAUUUGGGUGUUUUUCAUUUUUAAUGUUACGUAAGCUUCAAGUGCAGUUAAUUAUUUGUCGUGCUGUACGUGCAAAUAGACGACUGCUUGAAGCCGUGGGCUGCGUCCCAAACCGCGUACUUACCGUCUAUAUAGUAGCUGAAAUCCGUGUAUUUCUCCUACUAUAUAGUAGGUAAGUACGCGGUUUGGGACGCAGCCGUGCUCUCUUGUUUACCGUCAAACGGUUGAGCACUGCCGUGUGUGUACGUGUCCUGUCGCAAAAUGCGGUGAAAACUCCCACACGAUGUUAAUAGUGUGAUUAAGGUGUGUACAUGUCUGUAGUACACCUCGAUAAUGUGACUAAAACAGGGAUACUCCACACGUCUUAAUUCCAUUUGUGUUUACUUCGAGUAUGACUUUAGUCAGAUUAAGGUCAUCAAUAAUCACUGUUUACAUGCUAGUUUCUUAAUCAGAGUAUCGCCUUAAUGGGGUUAAUAUCGGAUUAUUGUUGUCCGUGUAAACGUACUGAAAUGAGUAUGAAUAUAGGCUUAAUAAUCUUAUUUUUGUUUCAAAACAAACUAAUAAAAAGAAAUAGUUGAAUUUACCCAUGAUAUUUGAAUUAGCUAAAAAUAUCUUUUUUUCUUUCUUUCUUUUUUUCUUUGCAGUGUAAGACUUUUAUUUGGUACUGGCUCCUGCAUGCUGUCAGUGGAAAAGCUGUCAAGGCAUCAAAUCGAGUCAUGACAAGAGUGAGAGAAAAGCAGAUGCUUUUAUCGAGAAGGCGAUAAUUCUUCUCAGACUGCUCUUCUUCCUGCCCACAUGUUUAUUCACAGUCCUGUCUCCAGACGUUAUCUUUCUCUCGUUUCUGUUCUGUUCAAAUCGUUUAAGCUUUAUUAGCAGGAAAGGUCAGCACAGUUUGUGAUGGGGAUUUUCAGAUUAUUGUGAUUUUGCUUGU
Molecule: messenger RNA, 9707 nt
Organism: Ictalurus furcatus (blue catfish)
Lineage: Eukaryota; Metazoa; Chordata; Actinopteri; Siluriformes; Ictaluridae
Product: rabphilin-3A-like
Exons: 9
Coding region: 1-2325 (774 amino acids)
Biological process (GO): calcium-ion regulated exocytosis; vesicle fusion; regulation of dopamine secretion
Cellular component (GO): synaptic vesicle; axon; membrane
Molecular function (GO): calcium ion binding; clathrin binding; SNARE binding
Source: RefSeq, a predicted model, not a curated record